Molecule: messenger RNA, 720 nt
Organism: Hevea brasiliensis (rubber tree)
Lineage: Eukaryota; Viridiplantae; Streptophyta; Magnoliopsida; Malpighiales; Euphorbiaceae
Product: 40S ribosomal protein S13-like
Exons: 5
Coding region: 132-587 (151 amino acids)
Biological process (GO): translation
Cellular component (GO): ribosome; nucleolus; cytosolic small ribosomal subunit
Molecular function (GO): small ribosomal subunit rRNA binding; structural constituent of ribosome
Source: RefSeq, a predicted model, not a curated record
GGCAAUCCAAAUAAAUAAAUAAAUAAAAGGAAUAAAAAGUAUAAAAGCCCUAAUUGUGAUUCUGAUACUAGGGUUUCUGGGAUCAAGCUAAAGGAAGCGCGAGAGGCAGCAAAUAUACUCAGUCCGCCACCAUGGGUCGCAUGCACAGUCGAGGUAAGGGUAUUUCAGCAUCUGCUUUGCCUUAUAAGAGAACCCCUCCAAGUUGGCUCAAAAUUUCUCCUCAGGAUGUCGAGGAUAACAUCUGCAAGUUCGCAAAGAAAGGCUUGACACCAUCUCAAAUUGGUGUCAUCCUUCGUGACUCUCAUGGGAUUGCUCAAGUGAAGAGUGUUACUGGGAGCAAGAUUUUACGGAUAUUAAAGGCGCAUGGACUUGCUCCUGAAAUACCUGAAGAUUUGUACCACCUCAUCAAGAAAGCUGUUGCAAUUAGGAAACAUCUGGAGAGGAACAGAAAGGAUAAAGAUUCCAAAUUUAGGUUGAUUUUGGUUGAGAGCAGGAUCCAUCGCCUAGCUCGUUAUUACAAGAAGACUAAGAAGCUUCCACCAGUGUGGAAAUAUGAAUCAACCACCGCCAGUACCCUUGUGGCAUAGUGAAGAUAUAUUUGGAUUACAGCUCUUUCAUGAACUUACUCUUGGAUAAGCUGAUCUCAGUUUUUUUGAUGUUAGUGUUGACUCUUACAAACACUUAAGUGGCGAAGGGAAUUUCAUGUUUCAGAUUGAUCUA